Molecule: messenger RNA, 828 nt
Organism: Guillardia theta CCMP2712
Lineage: Eukaryota; Cryptophyceae; Pyrenomonadales; Geminigeraceae
Exons: 1
Coding region: 1-828 (275 amino acids)
Source: RefSeq, a predicted model, not a curated record
AUGGCCUUCACGGUGCUGUUCGCGGCGCUGCAGUUCGCGGUUGCGCUGACGGCCAUCGUGGUGACCUCCAAGAUCGUAGGCCCGCGCCUGUACUACUACCACACGAGGAUCACAACGCACAACAUGGACGCGCUUUGGUCGCGGAACGUGUCCUUCGUGGCGCUUCACCCGGGGGGGAUGGACGAUAUGGGGAUGGGGGGUGCGGGGUUUGACAGCGUUACGGCUUCGCAGGGCAACCGCAUCAUGCCAUCGCACCUUGACUCCGUAACCUUGACCAUCCUCCCUGUCCUUCUUGUGACCCUCUGGACGACGAUGACGAUCUUCAAGCUGCCAGAGAGCAGGCAGUCGUGCUCGAAGAUAUCACCCGAAGACUCCUACUCACAUGAAGCCAUGCAGGAGCACGCCACCUGGCACAUCCUCUUCUUUGGCAUCCUCUUCGUCCUGAACGCGGCCUUUGUCGUCUACGUCUGCAGCCCGGUCGAUCUACCCGUCGUCACCUUCGUCACCUGCAUCCUCGUCCUGGCGGGGGAGAUCGUCACGCUCCCGCGCGGGGAGGAGGAAGGGCAUACGCUCGCUAACUUCCUUCGGUCUCUGUCGCUAUUGCUAAUGCUGAUUGUGUAUACCUUCCUGUACUCCCAAGCCAGGAACGACACAGAAGGAGUCAUGGCAGCCGUCGCCACCCGCUUCUUCCUGGACAUGAUCCUCGUCAUCUGCCACACAGGGAAUGGAGUCGUCAUGGAGCACAUCGUGGAGUGCCGCGUCCUGUACGUCGUCUGCAACAGUGUCCUCCUGACAUCGCUCUAUGCCUGCUGGGGGAGGUGGAGGUAA